AUGCAUGGAACGCAUCCUGUUCAUUGCAAACGUUUGGUGGGAGAGGUGGUGUUACAGUCACAGGGGCCGGACUCCCUGAAUGUGGGAACUCUGGAAACGUCUUAUAAUGCUUUAUUUGCGAACAAAUGCAUUGAAAACCUGGGAUGCUUCUACACAGGGCCCCCUUUCUGGGACCCCCUCUACCGUCCUAUAAGCCUUCCUCCAGCCGAUAAAAUCCGGACUCGAUUCCUUCUCUACACUCGAUCCAACCAGGACGAGCCCACUUUGCUGAACUUAACAAAAGAAGGGGUGAUGGACUCGAAUUUCGACGCUGGAUCACCCACAAAAAUCCUCAUCCAUGGUUACAAUGUCAAGCUACUUGAUGGUGACGUGCGAUUUAUUAUGAAGGAUGAAUUACUCAAAGAGGGCCCCUACAACGUCAUCAUCGUGAACUGGACUGAUAGCAACCAGUUCCCUUAUUACCAGGCUUUUGCUAACGGCAGGGUGGUGGGAGCUCAAACUGCAAAGCUCAUAGAGCUCUUGAUGGAGAACCAAGGUCUCAAACCAGACAGCGUUCAUAUCAUUGGGCACAGUUUAGGCGGGCAAGUCUCGGGAUGGACAGGUGAGAGAGUUUCGGGCGUUGGAAGGAUCACAGGUCUGGAUCCUGCCGGUCCCUUUUUCCAGAAUGCUCCCAACGAAGUCAGACUGGACGUCACAGAUGCAGACUUUGUGGACGUGAUUCAUUCCAAUGGAGGCGACAAUUACAUUGAAGGUUUAGGAAUCAAAGAAGCCAUUGGGCACAUGGAUUUCUAUCCGAAUGGCGGAAGUAGCCAACCAGGAUGCUUCUAUCACCAUAAUAUGACGUAUGAAAUGACCGACGCGGUUGACAAUUACGUCACAAAUUCCUGCGCGCACUCCAGAGCCAACUUCUACUUUGUCGAUUCCAUCAACAGGUGCACGUUUAUGGCGGUGGAGUGCGAGAGUUACGCGAGCUUUGAAAAAGGGGAGUGCGACCGGAAUGGAACAAACGUCAGCGUCAUGGGGCUGGGGGCCCAAAAGAUCCCCGAUCUCGAGGGGUCACGCAAGUUUUAUCUGAAAACAGAUGAUGAAUCGCCUUUCUGUGAAGAAUGA
This is a messenger RNA of Argiope bruennichi, 1110 nucleotides long. Its product is annotated as pancreatic triacylglycerol lipase-like. Gene Ontology annotation, biological process: lipid metabolic process. NCBI's taxonomy places the organism in Eukaryota, Metazoa, Arthropoda, Arachnida, Araneae, Araneidae. The coding region runs from base 1 to 1110 and encodes 369 amino acids. The record is from RefSeq and is a predicted model, not a curated record. The transcript has 8 exons. Gene Ontology annotation, molecular function: lipase activity.